Nicotiana tabacum (common tobacco) is the source of this 636-nucleotide messenger RNA. The record is from RefSeq and is a predicted model, not a curated record. Lineage: Eukaryota; Viridiplantae; Streptophyta; Magnoliopsida; Solanales; Solanaceae.
AUGUCCUUGGGUGGGGUGGGGUGGGGGUGGGUCAAGGGAGUCUCUACGCUGAGAGUGGGUUCUUGGAACAUAGGUACUUUGACGGGAAAGUCUAUAGAGUUAGCGAAGAUCUUCCAGAAGAGGAAGAUUCAUAUAGCUUGUGUCCAAGAGACUAGAUGGGUGGGUUCGAAGGCUCGAGAUGCCGAUGGGUUUAAAUUGUGGCUCUCAGGACGCGAGAGGAGUAAGAAUAAGGUAGGUAUCUUGGUUGAAAGGGAUCUUAGAGAGCUAGUGGUAGAAGUUAGGAGGGUGAUCGAUAGGCUGAUGUCUAUUAAGCUGGUUAUGGGAGGGUCUACUUUAAAUGUGAUUAGUGCUUACGCGCCUCAAGUGGGUUUGGAUGAGGAGAUUAAGAGUCGCUUCUGGGGAGAACUUGACGGGUUGGUCCGUGGCCAUCCGCACACCGAGAAGUUAUUCAUAGGAGGUGACUUCAAUGGUCAUAUUGGGGCGGCAUCUGGGGAUUAUGAAGGUGUGCAUGGCGGCUUUGGCUUUGGAGUUAGGAACGGAGGAGGUACUUCGUUGUUGGACUGUGCUAAAGCCUUUGAUUUGGUGAUUGCUAACUCGUAUUUUUCGAAAAGGGAGGAGCACUUGGUUACAUUCUAG